AUGUUUGCUGUGACUUUGGUACUGGCGCUCUCAAGCGCUGUCUCAGCGCUGUUGGUUGCAAAACUGCCCGACCCCGUAAAAGAUGGCCGAGGUGUAACCAUCUGGAACGACCUUGCUUUCAAAGGUGGCCAAUUCGGCAUUCCUGCAGAUGGGCACUGCACCGAUCUACACUUGGUCUACGCCGACUUUAACGACAGGACGAGAAGUCUCAAUACGGAACAGGGUUAUCGUUGCGAAUUCUUCCUUGACCACGGAUGCCCCACGAACGGACCUCGUUUCGUGGUCGGCGCCACCAAUCAAACUAUUGCUGUUGACAGUCUACGCCCCGACUUCGACAAUGCAAUCAGCAGCAUUGAAUGCACCGUCAUCGUCGGCGACACUCCCGCGAUUAAUGACCCAUCACACUGCGAAUAUUUACCGGGGACCGCGUAG
This is a messenger RNA of Plenodomus lingam JN3, 432 nucleotides long. NCBI's taxonomy places the organism in Eukaryota, Fungi, Ascomycota, Dothideomycetes, Pleosporales, Leptosphaeriaceae. The record is from RefSeq and is a predicted model, not a curated record.